ACAUAUAAAAGCAUUGUUGGGGGUAAAUCGGUCAGUUUCAGUGCGCUAUGGCUCGACGAAGCCCCACUAAAGUGGGCCUAGCCCUCGCACUUAUCUGUGUUAUAACCCACGGACAGGCCGAGGAGACUUGCCGGACAGGAUGUCGCGGAGCCCCCCAAACAUUCAAAUACAAAGAAGGCACCACAUACAAGUACAAUUUCGACAGCAAAAUCGAAGUAAGUCUUUCGAGUGCUGACGGACAAAAGAGCAUCACUGAAGUCAAGGCCACAGUAUUACUUACCCAACAGCCCCAAUGUAACCAGAUUUUGCGCCUCCAAAACGUACAAAUCAUCGGAAACGAUGGAAAAAAACACAGCAAUGUUCCAGACAUCGACAAACCCAUCAGUAUCAACUACCAUGAUGGGCAUUUGGAAGACAGUAUAUGUAUCACACCGGGUGAUAACCAAAACUCGUUGAAUUUGAAACGAGCCAUUGCUUCCAUCUUCCAAGCCAACUUGAACUCAGGCCACGAAACCGACGUUUUUGGGUUAUGUCCCACUGAAGUCACCCAUCACAAAGAAGGGAAUGUUGUAGUGGUCCAAAAGGCACGUAAUUUGAACCGUUGUGCCUACCGUGAGAACAUUAAACAAGAUUUCAUCGCGACUGCUUUCAAUCUUAAUAGCGAAAUCAAAUCAAGUCCCAUUCUCAACGGUGACUAUGAUGCCAAUCUUAAAAUCAAAAAUGGUAUCUUGGACCAAGCCACCGUCCACGAACACUACCUCUACGUCCCAUUUUCGGUUGGGACAAACGGAGCCAAAGCGUCAAUUGAAACCAACCUCAAAUAUGUCGGAACGGCCAAAGACAACUCACAGGUCAAAGGGGGCCAUCCAAGAUCUAUCAUUUUCGAGGACCCCCAUCCAGUGCAUUCCCCCCACACCAACGUCAAUAGUAUCCUUCAAGCCGUCAAACAAACCGCAAAGACUAUCGAUAUCACCGUCGGCGAACACACAGCUAAAGAGUUCACCAAUUUGGUGAAAAUCCUUCGAGUGAGUAAAAGAGAUGACCUUUUGGCCGUCUACAACCAAGUCCGAGCUGGAGUCGGCUUUCCGGAUAAAAUCGCCGGAAAGAAAAUCUUCCUUGAUGCCCUCCUCCGGGCCGGAAACGGCGAUAACAUCGAAGUGGUCAUCGAACUCCUCAAAAACAAGGAAUUGACACCAAUUGAGCAAAAUUUGGUCUAUUUGGGGCUGUCUACCGUGAGACACCCCACUGAAAACUCACUCAAUUCGGCAGCAGCCCUCUUGGACCAACCCCAUCUCCCGCGUAAUGCUUAUUUAGGAGUUGGGAAUCUCGCAGGAAGAUUUUGUCGCCAACACCGAUGCGAACAUGUGGAAGGAGUCAAAAAGUUGACACAGAAAUUGGUUCAAAAAUUGGGAAAACAGCCGACGAAUAGGCAAGAUGAGAAUGAUUUGGUUUAUGUAUUGAAGGCUUUAGGGAAUUUCCAUCAUUUGUGUGAUGAAGUUUUGGAAAAAAUCACGAGUUUAGCCCAGAAUAAGAAACACCCGAAUCGGGUCAGAGUCACGGCUUUGGAGACUUAUCUUGCUGAUCCUUGCAAGGAUAAAUUGCGGGAUAGUGCCAUCAGUAUCCUUAAGGACAUUCAACAGGAUUCUGAAGUCAGGAUUAAGGCCUACUUAGCACUUGCCCAAUGCCCCAACAGCAAAGUCGCAAGCGCCAUUAAGGCUGUUCUGGAGAAGGAACCGAGCUAUCAAGUUGGUGGAUUCAUCCAAACCCACAUCCGCAACGUGCGCGCAUCCGCCAACCCCGACAAACAACUCGCCAAACAACACUUGGGUCAAAUCUCCGUCCCCAAAAAAUACCCCUUCGACCUUCGUAAAUACUCAGCAAAUGGCGAAUUCUCUUACAGUUUUGAUACUCUCGGUAUCGCCAAUUCGAUCGAAAGCAACAUCAUCUACUCCCAAAGCUCGUUUUUGCCUCGUUCUACUAGCCUAAACUUGACUGCGGAAGUUUUCGGCCACACUUUAAACUUUUUAGACAUUCAAACACGUCAAGAGAACUUGGACCGUUUAGUUGAACAUUAUUUGGGACCUAAAGGCUUGCUUAGGGCCAAAUCUCUACAGGAAUUGUGGGACGGGACUGGCCCUCGUGUCAGAAAACUGACCCAGGAGUUGGACAGUCGAUUAAGGGAACUUCUAAGGUCGCGUCGUGACCUUUCAAAGGCCGAAAUUGAAUCAAUCGGAAAACAAGUCGAUAUCAAAACGAAUGAACUCAACAAGGAUUUGGAUCUUGAUUUGAGUGUCAAGGCUUUCGGUUCGGAAGUCCUCUUCUUGAACCUCAACGAUGAUGUCCGCAAGUACACCCCGGAAGCUGUCCUUGAUCAAAUCUUAGCCGGAUUCAAGCAAGGUCUUGAUAAAAUCAAACACUUCGAUGAAACUCUUCGAAGUAAUCUUCUUUUCCUCGAUGCUGAACUCUCCUACCCCACAUCUUCUGGUUUUCCUCUCCGACUUGGAGUCGAAGGUUCUGCCAACCUCCAACUCAAAACUGCCGGUUCUUUCGACAUGAAACAAGGCCACAAAGUCAAAUUCACCCUAAUUCCAAGUGCUAAUGUUGAAGUUUCCGGUCGUUUGACUGUCGAUACUUUAGUCCUCGAAAGCGGUCUUAAGGUCAUCUCGACUUUGCAUACAGCCACCGGUGGUGACCUUACUUACGAACUUCUGAAAAACGGCGAAGAUAUCAAAUUCUCCUUCCCCGUUGAAAAACAAAACAUUCUUUCGGCUAGUCACGAUGUUGUUUUUCAUAAUCGCGAAUGGGGGGCUCCAGAAGUCAACACUCCAUUGAAAUUCGCCCAAAAUAAAGAUUUCUCGAUCUGUUUGGACCAAUUGAGUCCUUUCAUUGGCUUGACUUUCUGUGGGGAAUUCACCGGACCGAAUCUACAAGGACAGAAAGUACCACUUUUACCAUUCCCAUUCUCGGGCGAUGCUAAACUUGCUGUCACUGUCGAAAAAGAAGACUUGUCCAUGUACCACUUACGAUACGAGUACUCUUUGGAGGGACAUGAAACUGGCCUUAAAGCCGUACUAGAAUCCUUGGGAAAAAGUGGGCAAAAAAAGGUUGCCCUAACAGCUGACGCCUUCCUCCAACCAGAAAAAUACUUCAAGCUUGCCUUAACAUCCCCUGUCACUUCAGCGGUUCUCGAAGGCCGUAUAACUCUAUCAGAAAGUGAAAGGUCACUAUCUUUACGUUUUGACCAAGACAAGAACGAAUAUUUUGGAAAAAUUGGAGUCACGGUUCAAGGUUCUCCAUCAAAAGCCAUCUACAAGCCAAUAAUCCAAUACAAAACACCUCAAGAUUCAGCCCUUCAAGUACCACCCUAUAAAGUUGAUGGCCAAGUAAUCGUCGAACACAACGGUCCAACAACCACUUUUACAUUAGACAAUGUCAAAUUGAUCAUCCCGGACCAGAAAACAAUCACAUUUAAUGGAAAAUUCGGUCAUGAACCUGAAACUGUCUUCGCCGACUUGACAGUUUCAGAUGGUAACAGUAAUGCAGCUUUCAAGGGCAAACUCCAUGUCAACGCUAAUCUUAUCAAGUACAAUGCUGAACUGAAAAACUCACUAAACCCGAGUGCAAACAUCCAUCUUAAGGGUGAACUUGCAAAAUCGCCUGAAGAACUGAAACACUUCUUCCAAGUGGCACAUGGUGGUGAUUUCAGUAACAAAAAUAGUAUCUUCACUUUGGAGAAUUCCUUCAAACAUCGCAACAAAGGCCCACAGGACUUUUUAGUCGAUACCAAAAACAAACUUUCGUAUCCUGGACUUGGUGCUAAUCUUGAAUUUGAAUUCCAACUCAAACCUAAAGCAGUGGAGUACGAUCUUGAUGUCCAGUAUGGUAGUACCAAAUUUGGUUCGGAAUUGGAAUAUGAGCAUAAUACAAAAAGUGAAGGUACCGAAUUUAAGCUCGAUUUCGGAAUUUGGGGUCUCAAUAAUCGAGUCAAUAUCAAGGGUAAAAGAACAAUCUCUGGUGAGCAAUCCCACAUUGAAAACUCCUACGAAAUUAAUGGAAAACGAACGGAAGUAAAUGGAAAAGUCAGACACCAUAUACGACCACAGGACGUUGACAUUGGGGCCGAUUUGGAAAUUAAAGUACCCCAACAUAAUACCCCUUUCAAGGUUUUAGCCGACUUCAAACUCAACCCCAACGAAAUUGAUGCUUCGAAUAAAAUCACCUCCGGUGGUACCAUCUACAUUGAUGCUUUCCUUAAGGCAAACAGAGCCGGAAAUGCCAAUGGUAGCAUCAAGGUUAAUUUGAAAGGACAGUUGGUGGUGACUGGGCAAAUUAAGGCAAACAAAGGUAGUGGAAAUGGUGACUUGGAGGUUGAAUUACCGGCACAAGGACGCAAGAGCAAAAUCGAUAGUACUUUCACAGUCCACGAACCCAAUUUCAACAUUGUUGUCAAUAUCUAUCCUGUUUUUGACAAGGACAAGUCAAAAAAAAUCACUUUCUCGACUCAAACUACUCUGAAGCCUCACCAAAUCGACUCAAAGAACUUUAUCGACUUCUUUGGAAAGAAACUAGAAGCUAAUGUGAAAGGUAAUCAACAAGGAGAUUUGAGCAAUGGGAAAAUCAACGGCGAAGCUGAGGUCACUCUUCCCAAUCAGUGUUAUUUCGCUGGAAAACUCGACCGUCAAUUGAAAACCGUCGAUCACGUUCUUAAUGGUCAAGCAAUUGCAAGUGUUGAAUAUCGUCCCAAUAAGAACCAACCCGGUAAUAAAUUCACCAUCAAGGGUCACUUGAAAGACACCAACCCCACUGAGAAAAUCUUUGAUGUUAAUUACCAAAUCUUGGCAGAAUCAGCGAGUGGUAAAAACCUAAAUGUUGAUCUUGCAGUCAAGAGAGUACCACAAGGUGACAAAUUCUUUACUCAAAUCCAUAACAAGAUCUAUGGUUCGGAACUAUCAAGUCCUAUCGAAACCAACUUCAAGGGUACUUGUACCGGAUUGGUGGGCUCAUAUGAGGGUACUUCCACGUAUGCACCUUUGGGUAAAGUCGCAAUCAAGGGUAAACAUGAUAUUAGUGGUUCAGGGAAACCAAUUUCUGGUGAUUUUGACAUUGAUGUCUCCUCCACGAGUGAACAUUUGAAAAGUUUGAAAUUGGGUAUUGGAGGUUCGGUCCACAAAACCGACUCUGUUGACGUCAAAGGUAAAAUCAACUUCUUCGGUGAAAAUGCAAAGGGAGUUUUUGCACAGUUUGACUCUGAUGGUGAAGUCAAAGUCAGUGAUAAGGAAGCUAGGGUUAGGGGAAUGGUCAAAUCGGGGAAAUUGGACCCGAUUUCAGUUUCCGGAGGUAUCAGCCGACUAGAAAACAAAGAAAUGAAAGGCGAUUUACGGAUUGAAUUCGGUAAAGGUCAGAAAAUCAAAGGUGAUUACAGUUUAAUUCGAUUACAACCACACGAAUACAAACUCGAUGUUAAAUUUGACACACCGACUGAAAAAUUCAAGAAUAAUAGAUUGCAAGUCCAUUCGAAACGCAAUGAUGCCAAUACCCACCACCAAAGUGAAGUUAUUUUGACUUCUGAUGGCAAAACUUGGACGGCUAAUACCGAUUUAGUUUUAUCUGAAAUCGCCCCAAGUGUUGAUAUUAAAGUCAAGUGUCCUGAAGGCAAACUUCGCCAAUUCUUGGUCAAAAUCACGAAAAUGAGCGACCGACAAUUAGGAGGCCAACUCAAAAUCGUCAACCAGAAGGAGAAUUUCCUCCUCGAAGGCACAAUUGAUGCCAACAUUGAAAACAUCGACGAUUUCCAUGUGAAAAUCACCGCCAAUGCUCCCACUCUCAAAGUUGAUAAAUACGUCAUUGAAGCACAGAACAAACCGGCAAAAACCGGACGAAGAAUCCAAGUGACGGCCAAAUCCGGAAAUAAGAACAUUUUAGCCGGAAGUACGAGUUACACAGCGAGGGAAGAACACGGAAAGGCCAUCAUUGAAGGCUCCGGAUCGUUCAAACUCCACGACGAGACGAAAUCAGCCAACUUUAAAUACAUUCGUCAAAAUUUGAAUCAAGCCAAGAAUGGGGAAACCGGUAUUGAAAUCUCAUUCGACGCCAGUCUUGGAAACAAAGCCAUCGAUGCUGAAUUAAAGGUCACUGAUAAACAAUUCAGGAUUUUGAACUCAUACUGUGAGGAGAAGAAACAAUGUGCGCAUGUGGAAGUUGAUGUCAAGACUAUCGUCAGUGAUGUUAAGGCUUUCAAUCAAGAAAUCGAAAUUGCAAUUGAUUUACGCAAAUUGGGGUUGUCGCACGAGUUUGGUCUAAAAGCUGUGACCACACGCAAGGAAUUUGUCUUGGACCAUACCGUCGAUAUGCAUUUCCAAAGUCAGGAGAAUAGUAAAUAUCAAUACAGUUUGUAUGUCCAUCCCAAGGAAGCAGGAGUUAGUUUAACAACCCCGAAACGUAUCAUCGCACUUGAAAGUAAAGUCAACGUCCCAUCGAACAUUUUGCAAGAUGGUGGAUCAGUUUCAGGCGAAGUCGUCUUCUACACAGAUAAAAAGAACCAACCGAAUAAAAAAUCUGGUCUUAUUUCCUAUCUCAAUGUCAACACCAAAGGUCAAACUUUAGAUGGUGAAAUUAAAUUUACAAAUCCAGCUUUGAAACGGCCACUCUUGAUUAGUGUCAAGUCAAAAUACGUACCUCUAUCUUACGAAGCUAUGCUCACUUUUGAUAUUUUCGCCCAACCCGACCAAAAAGUCGUGGUGGUACACAAGGAAAAAUGGUCAGACCCUAAAGACUAUAAAAAAAUUGAGGCCAAUACCAUAGUUGAGGUCAAGAGUGCAGGACUCCAUCUCGAUGUUCACUACGAGGAGUAUCUCGUAGCUUCGAUUGAAGACCACCACUACAAGGGAGGAGUCAAAUUGAGAUAUGCCGGUCCUGGAUCCAAACACGAAUCAGCCGCCUUUUACGAAGUCACCCCCAAGGACCUAAAUACCGGUGUCAAACUUUUCAACCAUGAUUUAAUCCGUCUCACUUCCAAAUACAAACUUUCUCAAAAUCAUCAAGUUUUCGAUAGUGAGUUAUGUUGUUACAGUUACAGACCACUCAUGAGUCAUCUUGAGGUGAAAAAUCUCAACACUUUGAAAUACUCAGUUUUUUGCAAAGACACACCAAAUGACAAACUUUUGAUAAAUUCGGGUUUCAAACCUGGCGAAAUUGCUGAUUUUAGAGCUGAAAUCAUCAAAGGUGGAAAAUCGCACGAAUUGGGCCACGCCACUGUCAAAUUAGACGAUGCCAAUUUCCUCAAGUCUGAUUACAAGGUCCAAGCGAAAAACAUCGAAGAGUUGCUUUUCAAACCGAUCAAGGAAGUAAUUCAACGCGAGGGUGACGAAUUGACCAAAUUGUCAUCGGAGUUGAGUCAACACGGUCAAAAAGAAUUACAAAGUUUCAGUGAAGUUGCCAAACGUGCCACUCCUGAUAUUGCCCCACUUCGUCAAUACUACACCAGCGAAAUCAACAAAAUCAAAGAGGAAAUCUUAGCUGAUAAAACCAUCAGAGAUUUGAGCGAAUUCCUCCACAACAUUCUUUCAGUUUUUACUCAAGCUUUCGGCGACUCUUUCAAACAUUUCAGCGAAUUCAUCGAAAACAUUUAUGUCAGCUUUGAGAAGACUUUCGGUAACAUCAUCCAAGUCAUCGAGAAAGAGAUUUUACCUAAACUCAAAGUCACUUGUGACAAAUUCCUGAAACUCUUUAUCCACGCUGUUGAUGUUGCCACUCAUGCUGUAUUGACAAUCGGUGUCCAAAUCGCCGAUAUUGCCGACAAAUACCAACCUGAAUUCCAACAAUUGGCCAAUGUUAUGGGACAAGUCAGUCAAGAUAUUUUACAAGCAACAAUCAAUUUGUACGGUGCUGUAAAGACUGUUAUUAUCGACCAAUGGCAACAAAUUUACAACGAAAUCCAAUCAAUUCCAGCUGUGGAACAAUUGAAAGCCGAAUAUGAGCAAUAUGUCAAGCACGGAUUACCACCACGUGAAAACAUCGCCAACACUAUUAAAGAUCUAUUAUCAACUGUUAAAGAUUUAGCACCAACUGAAGAACUCAAAGCUUUCAUCCAAGCCAUCAGUGAUUACGUUUGCUCUAAAAUCAACAACCAGCAAAUUGACGAUAAAGCCUCCAUUGAUAGAAUUAUCCAAUCGGGAGUUGCUAGUGGUAAAUCAAUUGUUGCUAUCUUAACCGGAAGUCAACCCAUCCCAGAGUUACAAAACUUCCAACUUCCACUUCCGGCGACUCUUCUCAACCGAAUUCCCAGACUCACGGCGUUCAGAUUUAGCCCAUUCUCAUUCAUCUUAGGCGAAGAAUUGUACGUUUCUGACUUCUUCCUGUCACUAGUGAAUAGACCAAGAAACUGGAUACCACCAUUCCCACUGUACGGUGUAGUAGCACAAGGCCAACACAUCUUUACUUUUGACGGUAAACAUUUGACAUUCCCUGGAAAAUGUAACUACCUCCUUGCACGUGAUGCCCUCGAUGGUAACUUCAGUGUGAUUGGUAGCUACAAAGAUGGGUUCCUUGAAGCCAUUUCUUUGACCCAAGGCCCAGAUACCAUCACUUUGAAAAAACACCGACAAGUCUUAUUCAAUAAUGCACCAACUGAACUUCCGAUCCGCAAACCCAACAUAGCCGCCUACACCAACGAAGAACGACUUGUUUUAGUGUCAGAUUAUGGUGUUCAAGUCAUUUGUGGCCCUGAACUUUUUGUUUGUUCGGUAACCGCUUCCGGUUUUUACCACGGUAAACUUAGGGGUCUUUUGGGUAACGGUAAUAACGAACCUUAUGACGAUUUCACCCUACCUGAUGGUAAAAUCGUCCAAUCUGAGAGCGAGUUUGGUAAUAGUUACAAGACAAGUUCUGGGUGUCCUGCCGUUCAGACGGUGUCCCAUGAAGGUCACCAUGCUAACCCAUCAUGUGACAAACUUUUCGGUUGGGAAUCAAGUCUUAGAUACUGUUAUCCGUUUGUCCCCGUCGAAAAUUUCAAAAUGGCGUGCGAACAUGGCCUUAGUUCCGGUGUGAAAGACACAGAAUUUGCCGCUGCAGUGGCGUACGUUGCUGCUUGUAACCAACAUGGAAUUCCAAUAAGAGUACCACAACAAUUUGUCAAGUGUUACAAUGGUGACAAGCCAACAAUGGUCGGUCAUGAAUUCACGGUGAAAACUCCAGGAAAAGAAGCCGAUAUAGUAGUUCUCAUUGAUACCAACAAAGAAAACGAAGCAACAUUCAAAGAAUAUGUCCAACCAUUAAUCCAACAACUGACCCAAGAACUAAGCUCGAAAGGUGUGUCCGAUGUUGAAUUCCAUAUUAUUGCUUUCGGAGGCGAGAAUCAUUGGCCGUCACAUAUCACCACUUCCGGUGGUAAACUAACAUUCAAAGGAAAGGCGCCAAAUUUGAAAUUCGGGGAAAACCCGAAAGACGAACUCUUGAAAACCGAGUGUCCCCACUUGGAUAAUUUACUGAGGUUCAUUAAAACAGUCUGUACUGAUCUUAAACUAGCCUUUGGACUCGACUUACAAGCCUUGACUUAUAACGAAGGCCUUGAAUAUCCCUUCAGAGCCAAUGCGAUCAAAUCGAUCAUUGCUGUGACAAGUAGACCGUGCCAGGUUGGCCACCUCUACCCCUUGCAGCUCCUUCGCACGUUGUUGUACAGAGGCAAGACCAUCAACCUCAACUUGAUCACACCCAUUGAUCGUUCAGGGGCCAAAUCUGAGGCUAAAAAUAUCGUUGGUUUUAACUCAAGAAAUGUUUAUGCUAUGGGUUCCACCAAAAACAAGAUCAAACAUUUUGGUGAUUUGGGCAAAGAAUUGACUUAUAACGACUAUUGUGUUGACUUUACCGUCCAAAAUGAUGGUAAUGUCUUUGUCAGCGACCACAUCCACUUGCAACCCAAAGCUUCAAGAAAACAAUUUGUCCAAUUGACUUCUCAUGGUAUUGUCGAACAAUUGGUAGGAGUUGAGAAGAGUUACGAUUGUGAAUGUAAAUUUGUCACGCCGUUCAGUGCCCAAAAUGUAUGCACACUAACUUCAAGCAAAGAAAAACCAGCCAAAAAAACUGGCACCAAGAGUUAGAUUAAGAUUUAUAAAAAUUUGUAUAAAUAUGUUGUAAUAAUUAUAACACAGAUAAAAUAAACGUUUAGAAUUA
Tribolium madens (black flour beetle) is the source of this 10167-nucleotide messenger RNA. It is a transcript of the gene apolpp, whose product is annotated as apolipophorins. Bases 48 to 10094 code for a protein of 3348 amino acids. The transcript has 12 exons. The record is from RefSeq and is a predicted model, not a curated record. Gene Ontology annotation, molecular function: lipid carrier activity. Gene Ontology annotation, biological process: lipid transport. NCBI's taxonomy places the organism in Eukaryota, Metazoa, Arthropoda, Insecta, Coleoptera, Tenebrionidae.